UGUUGUAAAGAAGGGCGUUAACCGUAGAAUGGUGCCGCAAAUUGGAAUAAUCGAAUUUUUAAGAAAAAAAUAUCAAAAAACAGAACCUGUUGAUUUAAUGCUUAUUGAUGUUGAAGGGGCUGAAUUUGGAAUUUUGGAAAAAUUUGUUGGUAAGUAUUUGGCAUUUCUAAAGAAUAUAUUUUUCUUUAAUUUUACAGAACAUUCCAAAUAUUUCCCAAUUCCAAUAUGUCAAUUAAAUAUGGAAAUACAUCAUCCAAAUGUUAAAAUUUAA
Messenger RNA from Meloidogyne enterolobii, 271 nucleotides. NCBI's taxonomy places the organism in Eukaryota, Metazoa, Nematoda, Chromadorea, Rhabditida, Meloidogynidae. The record is from the annotation of a GenBank genome assembly.